This is a messenger RNA of Camelina sativa (false flax), 2653 nucleotides long. RefSeq lists its product as uncharacterized. NCBI's taxonomy places the organism in Eukaryota, Viridiplantae, Streptophyta, Magnoliopsida, Brassicales, Brassicaceae. Gene Ontology annotation, molecular function: zinc ion binding. The record is from RefSeq and is a predicted model, not a curated record.
UAGAUAUUUCUUUUCUUCUUCGGCUUCGACGAAACUUUGAUCUCUCAGAAUCUCUCAUCGCUUCAUCGUUUCAUUGUCUCUCUCGUUCAUCUCUCAUAGCUUCAUCGUUUUGUUUAUGCAGCAUCUUUGAAGGCAUCUUUGAUAUAAAUUUAUCCCCAGAACUAUAUAGGUUACAAUAGUAUGGACGUUGGGUUUGAUUUCGCGGUUGCACCUGCUUCCACCAGUCUUCACCUUGAAAAUUGGGCGCAAUGUGAUAGUUGUGGGACAUGGCGACUACUGCCCCUUGGCCUGAAUACUGAGAAGCUGCCUGAUAAGUGGCUGUGUAGCAUGCAAACGUGGCUGCCUGGAAUGAACCACUGUGGUGAUCAGCAGGUUGACCAGAAAGCAAAGUGGCGAUCAGCUGGUACUGAUUGUCAGAUAAAGACCAAGAAGAAAAAGGAGGGUGACAAACAAGAAAGUGAUGGUUCCAAGCAUAUCACGACUGGUGUUGGCAACAAACUCGCCAGAGGUAUGAAAGUAGAAGAAAUACAUUGGAAUCAAGAUCCGGAAUGGACUCCAGCAGAGAGAAAAACAAAGCGUCCUGACAAUGAUUUUCACACUUUGGAUAUAGAGCGAGACACAAAGAAAAGAUUACUCGCAUCUAAAAGCAAACCUGAUCACAAACGUCAUCUACCAACUGCUAGUGGUUCCUUGUGUACAAAAGCUCAUUGCAGAAUCAAUACUCCAGUGAGGAAAAUAAGGUUGAUGGGUUCCAAGCAGGGUAGCGAUGGCAACAGUUUAAAAUUGUUUGCAGAUAGUGAUCAAAAAGAGCCAUCGAUGGUCAAGGCGACAAUAAAUAAGAUUUCAGUUCAGGAAUCUAAAGCAUGCCAAAGAAAUGAAUUGUUUCAGGCUGGUGGCUCUCAUGAAUCUGAAACAUUUUCUGAAAACUUGAGAGCAAGAUCUUUCUAUUGAUAUAAAGAUAGUCUUCUGGGUCCAUUUGGUUUGAUGGGAAAUUGCUUCCAAAGUUGACUGUUCGCAGGGUUGUGUCAUUCGGGUUAUGUGUUGGGAAUUUGGUCAUAACUUUAAAACCGUGAGUCAAAAUCAAGAUCUGUUUUUUUUUCUGUGGCUUUGUAUGUCUGUUGUGAAUCUUUGUAUGUCUCACGAGAGUUAUUCGCAUGGCGGGUUAGAAACUAUGUUAUGUCAGUUACAGAUGUCUCCCCUUCAUAUGGAAUGACUUUGUUUCUCUCGGCUGGAAACAAUAUCAGAGAAAGGAUACACUUCCCUCUGCAACGUUACAGAUUCAGAAAUGAGAAUAUGGUGUGCACAAUUAUAAGCUCUCAACAGUGGUUUCAGAGAAGGAACUGUUUGCAUUGAGAUAAAAGAAAUAGCAAUACUGUGAUGCAAAUACUAGAAAUAGAAUCAAUCAAACAAACCAGACUACAGUCAGGCAAGCUAUCAUGAAAUGUACCUGAUUGAUCGAUUUUAGGAUUAAGCUGCAACCAUUCAUCGUGCAGUCCAUUAAGUAGAUACGGGGAAAUUUUAGAUUCUUGUCAUUAGUUGGUGUCUCUGCUUCAGAACAAACAAAACAAUAGGAUAAGAGAAUGAAGAAAAAAGUUGAAAACAUGUCCUUUUCACUUUCGAAAGAUAAGAGGAAAAAAAACUAGUUAAGUAGCUUCACGUAAAAUAUCCUAUAAAUAUAUGAGUUACUCUUCUUCUCUUUACUCACUCUGUCUCUCUCUCUCUCUUUUAAUAAUAUCUCUCUCUUAUUUUCUCUGUAAGAAACAACAAACCCUAAUAAUAAUGCCGGCAAUGACGAAAAGAAGAGGAACAAAGAGAAAGAUUGAGAUUAAGAAGCGCGACACUAAACAACAACGCUCGGUGGCUUGCAGCAAACGCCGUCAAACUCUCUUCUCCAAAGCCGCUGAUCUCUGCCUUCUCUCCGGGGCCAACAUCGCCGUCUUCGUAACCUCUCCGGCAGAGAACAACGACGUUGUCUACUCCUUCUCCGGCUACUCUCCUGCCUCUGAAAUUGCUGACUGUUACCUCAACGGCAAGCCUCCGACGAUGAUUAUUAACCCCCAAUCCAAGCUAGGGUUUUGGUGGGAAGACCCUGAUCUCUACCGUUAUUGCGACGAUCUCUCUGAGUUAAACGUGAUCGAGGAUCGUAUGAUGAGAACGAGGAAGCAUCUGAUGGCUUGCCUUGACAAGAAAGAAAAAUCACAAUCUGUUUCCAAUUCUGAUCAAAACCCUAGCCCCUCUUCUCUCGACGAAAACCCAAAGUCCUCGAGUCCAUCUUCAUGUGAUGAAAUUGCUUCUUUUGAACAGAACUGUACUUUCUCCUCCCUCGAGAAGAUCUGUGGCGAGCCUUCAUCACAAGCUACUUGUUACUAUGACCAAAACCAUACCUUCGCUAUUGAAGAUCUCUACCGCGACUCAUCAUCCGGUCAAUCAGGUUACUUGCUGAAAGAAGAUGAUGUUGGAUUUGUUGAAUCUUUAUGGGAAACAGAGAAACAGAGUGACAUAAUGAGUAUGUUCCAAGAAACAGUCCUUUAAGCAUAAUUAGGGUUUUAAUCUUUCUUUUAAACUCUAACUUGAUCUGUUCAUUACGUAAUUUACCUUGUUAUUAUUCUGUGUUUAACGAUCUUGGAGAUUCAUGUUGUUUAUUUGUUUUCAA